AUGGAUCCGAAAAAAGAAAAAGAAAAGGAAACUGACCGUGUUAAUGGAUUUGAAGGAGUUACCAUCAACGACGUCGCUUUGGUCGCCGUUGGGCAUAGAGAACAGCGCUCCGUCGUCUCCGCCGUUACAGUGGAUACCGCGGCCUCCGCCGGCGAGGCUAAGCAGCUGCUGCUGGAGGAUCAAGGCCCUGGCCGCGCCGCCGCUGAUCUGGUGCUGCCGCAGCUUGGACGCCAGCGCCGCCGCGGGCGUCUGUUCCUCCAGAAGCGGCGGCGCGUGUUCGCUCUCCCAGGGGAAGGCCCCGGCGGCGGAGGAGAGCAUCUGUUCGAGGAAAUCGCCGUGUGCGGUGGCGGCCGCCGGAUCGAAUUCUGGAUCCGCCGGCAGCACCCCGGGUACGAAGUCAGCGAGCGGCGAGAUUUGGUGCUGGUUGAGGAGCGAGCCGGCGCCGUUAAUGCCGCCGAUUUCUCUGCUAACAGGCUGCAUGUCCUCGAUUCUGAGAAGAAAAAUUCGAAAAAAAAAAAAUAG
Striga asiatica is the source of this 522-nucleotide messenger RNA. NCBI's taxonomy places the organism in Eukaryota, Viridiplantae, Streptophyta, Magnoliopsida, Lamiales, Orobanchaceae. The record is from the annotation of a GenBank genome assembly.